This is a messenger RNA of Scomber japonicus (chub mackerel), 1665 nucleotides long. RefSeq names its product solute carrier family 45 member 3. Lineage: Eukaryota; Metazoa; Chordata; Actinopteri; Scombriformes; Scombridae. The record is from RefSeq and is a predicted model, not a curated record. The transcript is spliced from 7 exons. Bases 1 to 1665 code for a protein of 554 amino acids. Gene Ontology annotation, molecular function: sucrose:proton symporter activity. Gene Ontology annotation, cellular component: membrane.
AUGCAGGUGGAAAAUCAGCUGAAAGGCCUGGUGUGGAAGUUAUUGCUGGUGAAUAUUUUAUCAUGUGGGCUGGAGUUGUGUUUGGCUACAGGAAGUGUCUACAUCCCACCUCUGUUGCUGCAGGCCGGUAUGGAGGAACGCUACAUGACCAUGGUGCUCGCGGUAGGCCCUGUUCUGGCUUUGAUCUUUGUACCCAUGAUUGGCUCGACUAGCGAUUCAUGGCGAGGCAGUUUUGGUCGGCGCCGGCCUUUUAUCUGGAUCCUGAGCCUGGGAGUUUUGUUGGGUCUGCAAGUCAUGCCUCAUGCCUGGCGCCUGGCUGUGCUGAUGUCUCCACAGCGCUCUCAUUGGCUGGAAGCUGUCCUGCAGGCUGCAGCGGUGUGUCUGAUGGAGUUCUGUGGACAGGCUUGCCUCACCCUGCUGCUGGCCCUGCUUUCAGACCUGUUCCCUGGUGAGGAAGAAAACCGCAGAGCAUUUUCAGUUAAUUCUCUGAUGACCAGCCUGGGGGGGUGCCUGGGGUUCCUGCUCCCUGCAGUAGACUGGAGCCAAGCACCCUUAGCAACAUACCUUGGAGGUCAGAAGGCUUUCAUCUACACCUUACUCACCGUAUUCUUCCUCAGCUGCCUCUUCACCACAGCCUUUAUCCCGGAGGAGAGAGGAUCCAGAGGAGGGGAGAGAGUGACUCUCAGCUGUAGGAGUCUGAGAAGCUGGAGCAACAGAUGCUGCCCUCUCUUCUUCCUCCCGAGGCCGCAGUGUUUCCGUGUUGCACUGGGCCAUUGCCUAUCGGCCUGUAUGUCAGUGUUACCUCAUAUGUAUGCAGCAUGUGUGCAUGUGCCAGCGGUCAUAUGGAGACUGUUCACCGCAGAGAUGUGCAGCUGGAUGUCGCUGAUGAGUUUCAUGCUCUUCUUUGUUGACUUCAUGGGGGAGGGAUUGUACCAGGGGGUACCGAGCGCAGAUCCAGAGACACAGGAAAGGAAACAGUAUGAUGAAGGUGUACGUGUGGCCAGUCUGGGACUCUUCCUGCAGUGUGUGGUGUCGGUGCUGUGCUCAAUGUUAAUGGACUGCUGGGUUGCUCUGCUGGGAGCCAGGGUGGUGUACAUCAGCAGCACGGCUCUGCUGGUGUUCACCACCAUCACCAUGAGUGUCUCAGACAGUGUGAUCACCAUCACUGUCAUGGUAGCCAUAACAGGAUACACAAUCAGCGUCUUGCAUGUCCUACCAUACACGCUGCUGUGUUUCUAUCACUCUGACAAACAGGCUUUUUUCACCUCGUCCAAGCCCAGACUCCCUCAGUUCAGUGACCCUGAUGACCCACCGCUCGCCAAGCCCCCCCUCACCAAUGGUCAAGCCACUCCUUACGCUAACCACAGCACAGGAGGGCUGACUUUACCCGGAGCAGACCCCUCUGUUGGGCCACUGUUUGCGGGUGGAAGCGACAGAGGCGAAGCUGACUGCACACCAGUCUCCAAAAGAGGGUUGUGUUUUGACAUGGCGAUACUGGAGAGUGCUUACUUGCUUUCACAGGUGAUGCCGGCAAUGUGCCUCGGCGCGAUAGUGCAGCUGGCGAACAGUGUGAGGGCCUACAUGGCAUCCGCCUGCUGCUUUAGCCUGCUGGCUUUGCUCUGCUCCACCAGGGUCGUCUACAGCCACACUGACCUCCAACGCUGA